GUACCAGUGUCAGUUGAACUACCAACAUGAAGUCUACUUUGGUAAUUGCAUCCGUCCUUUUGGCCGGCGUGGCUCUGGGAGUCAAUGCCUACAGAAUCAACAACAACAACAACAACCAGGAUGAAAACCAAAACCAGUGGUUCCGUUUCCAACAAACAGACUCUAGUGAUGAAUCGUUCAAUGUGGGCGCAAUCCUUUUCGAUCAGAAAACAGAUGAUUCCAAAAUCUAUAACAACAAUGACCAAUUCAACAAGCACAUCAUGAACAACAACGACAACUCCGAAUCAACAUUCGCCAGCCGUAAAUACCAGAACAGCCAAUACGACGAGACCCAUUUCGGUUUAAAUGAAAACUUAAACCAAAAACAACGUCAACAACAACAACAACAGCAACAACAACAACAACAGUAUGGAAGCCAAAACCAAGCUACAAGUGGUCAGUCCAACGGACUCGCCAAGAAAAUCGCUGACAAAAUCGCCGCUAUCCAGCAAAUCGCCGUCAACGACAACAUCGCCGAUAACAUCAACUACUUGAACGGAGCGUUGGACGUUGCCAGAAAUUCCAUCAAAUUGUCCGACAAUAAAUUCGUGUCGUUAUUCAACUCAACCAUGAAGAACAUGGACAACGGUAAAUUGAAAUACAUGUACUUGAACCCCGAAAAAGACACUGUGUUCGCCCAGUACCAUUUCAACCAGAUCGAAACCGUCGGAUCAUACAAUUCUGACGUUCGCGACGCCCGUUCGGGUUAUUACACAAUAGUCAUGAACAACGUGUACAGCAACUUGUCGACCGGAUUCUAUGACGACAAACACUCCGUGGUCAGGUCAGCGAAAUUCCAAAACGCCGACGCUAACGUCAAGACCCAAGACGGUUCUGAAACCCAAGCAUUCAACCCAGCUCUGCAAAGAUUUUUGGGAGUGUUAGCCCACGCUGUGUCCAACGAAGUGAAGAUGUCCGCCAGAAAUAAUGUGCUCGUCCAGAUUAAAAACGAAAUCCUCAAACCAAUCGUUUUCCAGAACACAGAAAACAACAAGUUAUUCGACUUGAUGUGGCAGGAAGGCAACGUCGCCAUAGAAAUGUCCAAUACCGAAUUCCAGAACUCACAACUGGCCUCUGCCACUGAACAAUUAUUGAAGUCGAUGACUUUCCAAAGGAAAUCGCAAGACUCUUACACAAUGGUUUACGACUUCGUCCUUAACAACCUGGAAUGGACUUCCACUCUGAACGUCAUGUCAGCCGAUAAGAGAACAAACAUCCCUCGCACAAAGUUCAACGUUGAGAAAAUCAUCAUCCGAGUCUACCUUUCCAAGUGGUCCUUCGAUCAACAACAGUCAUGUGACAACAUCUCCACCAACGUCAAUGUACAAGGUCUAAACUACAACUUGGACAACAAUCUCCGAUCGGAAGUCGUGUCCGCAAUCGAUAACAAUCUAGAACGUUUCAUCCAACACUCUUUGGAAUCCAACAUCCAAACAUCUUUGAAACAAAUUGUUUGCAACAAUAAUUAUAACAAAUAUUAAAUUUACUUAUUUAACGAUUUUGUAAAUGCUAAUUUUGUAUACACAUUAUAGCGUAGAAUACUGAAUAGUAGACAAAUAGUAUUAGUCUUACACAAAUUGUAUCAUAUAUUUAUAUAUUAUAUAUAUGUUUAUAUGUAU
Metopolophium dirhodum (rose-grain aphid) is the source of this 1658-nucleotide messenger RNA. RefSeq names its product nuclear control of ATPase protein 2-like. The coding region runs from base 27 to 1520 and encodes 497 amino acids. The transcript is spliced from 2 exons. The record is from RefSeq and is a predicted model, not a curated record. NCBI's taxonomy places the organism in Eukaryota, Metazoa, Arthropoda, Insecta, Hemiptera, Aphididae.